UUCUUCUUCAUCACCAUCAUCAUUAUCUAUAGAGAGAGAAGUACUGGUUCCCUUUCCCUUUCCUAUGGACCUAACCAUAACUUCCGGCGCCGGCGCCGGCACCAAAACCCAUGAAGACGGUGAAGUCAAAAUAGCUAACUACAUGAAAAUACCACGUCACUUUCUACCGCCAACGCCGGCGACCCUUAAAUACAGAGAAUGUCUAAAAAACCACGCCGCCGGUCUCGGCGGUCACGCCGUCGACGGUUGCGGCGAGUUCUUACCGUCUCCGGCCACAACUCCCACCGACCCAAAAUCCUUACAAUGCGCCGUUUGCAAUUGCCAUAGAAAUUUCCAUCGCCGGGAAGACGAUUCUGUUACUACCGCCGCCCAAUAUCUCAGUUUCCGGCGCCGACCAUCUCCAAUUCCCCUCCCUCCGCCGCCGCAUAUGUUACUCGCAUAUGUUAACGCAAAUCAACCGGCGACGGCGACUGAAUUGAAGGCGACGGAGAAUUUAAACGGGAGGAAACGACACCGGACGAAAUUCACGAGAGAUCAAAAAGAGAAAAUGUUGUGUUUUUCUGAAAGAGUUGGAUGGAAGAUACAAAAGUCCGAUGAGAUUGCGGUGGAGGAAUUCUGCGACGAAAUCGGCGUCGGAAAAGGUGUUCUUAAAGUAUGGAUGCAUAAUAAUAAAGGAAAAGAGAAAAGUAAUCUUGGCUCCGGCGAGAUCACCGCCGGCGGACGGGAAAAUAGUGAAAUCUUAUAGUUUUUACUGUAAUAUUUAGAUUAUGGUUGUACUUAUCGU
Messenger RNA from Impatiens glandulifera, 784 nucleotides. Its product is annotated as zinc-finger homeodomain protein 9-like. The record is from RefSeq and is a predicted model, not a curated record. Gene Ontology annotation, biological process: regulation of developmental process; regulation of DNA-templated transcription. Gene Ontology annotation, cellular component: nucleus. Bases 65 to 745 code for a protein of 226 amino acids. NCBI's taxonomy places the organism in Eukaryota, Viridiplantae, Streptophyta, Magnoliopsida, Ericales, Balsaminaceae. The transcript has a single exon. Gene Ontology annotation, molecular function: DNA-binding transcription factor activity; transcription cis-regulatory region binding.